ACAGUUGCGGUCACCUGAAAACAGCAUCUGCACUAUAGAGAAAACGCUAGACAUUUUUAACGAGGUCCAAAAGACGAAUUAGUGAGGACAACUUUGGAAACGCACGGAGUAAAUGGGCUUGUUUUUACUAAGAAACGGAACAUACCCGGCUAAAUAUUUGGCUUUUUUCCUGGACGAUUUCAAGAGAUGAGCAACUUAAGCACUUCUGUGGCACUUUCACAAAGCGCUCAAAGAGAACCAGCGGGUCGCAUAUUGCUGGGUUUUGCGCUCUCUCUACUAGUGCUAUGGACUCUGUUGGGGAAUCUCACGGUGUGCGCCGCCGUUUUGCGCUUUCGUCACCUGAGAGGUAAAGUGACCAACAUCUUCAUCGUGUCUCUGGCCAUGUCAGACCUUCUCGUGGCUGUUCUGGUUAUGCCGUGGAAAGCCGCCACGGAAGUGUCAGGACACUGGCCGUUUGGGUCUUUCUGCGAGUGCUGGGUGGCUUUUGACAUCAUGUGCUCCACUGCCUCUAUCCUCAACCUGUGCGUAAUAAGCGUGGAUAGAUACUGGGCCAUAUCCAACCCGUUUCAGUACGAGAGGAAAAUGAACCGUAAGGUCGCCCUCGUGAUUGCCAGUGUAAUGUGGAUCGUAUCGGUGACCAUUUCAUUCGUGCCCGUGCAGCUCAACUGGCAUCGCGCGGACCUGGGCACGUUUUCCGGCAACGCAAGCACCAAAGAAACAUGCGACUCGAGCCUGAGCAGAACUUAUGCCGUAUCAUCCUCCCUUAUAAGUUUCUACAUCCCCGUUGCGGUGAUGGUGGUGACAUACACGCGGAUCUAUCGCAUCGCUCAGGUUCAGAUCAAGAAGAUCUCAUCCCUGGAACGCGCGGCGGACCGCGCAGCAAAUCGCGCGCUCAGUUGCGGGACAAGUACGCACGAAUGUCCUCACCAUCAUCGUGCGAUAAGAGAAACAAAACUUUUCAAAACUCUGUCUGUGAUCAUGGGGGUCUUUGUGUGCUGCUGGUUCCCCUUCUUCGUCUUAAAUUGCGCGGUUCCUUUCUGCCAGGAGCCGAACUGUGUGGGCGAGGAAACUUUUAACGUGUUCGUAUGGUUCGGGUGGUGCAACUCAUCGCUCAACCCGAUCAUCUAUGCGUUCAAUUAUGAUUUUAGAGAUGCUUUUGCUCGACUUCUGUGCUGUCGUGACAAGUGCGCCAAGGCAUCCAUUGGUAUUCAGAGCAAAGAUCCGGUUUCCAGUAAUAAUCUGGGCAGUUCUGUGAAUAAUACAUCUGUGGAAGUCAGAUAUGUCAAUUUAGUGCCUGUUGAGGCCAACAGGAUGCCCAAUGAAAUGCACUGUCCUUUAAUGGAGCUACAAAUGUUAAAAAAUGACAGUAGGGUUGAUCAAACUACUAAAGAUAAUGUAAAACGCACAUCAGAAUGACCUUAAGGUUAGGCCUAUACUGUUUGUUUACACAUUUUUUGUUUGCACAUGUUUAAAGAUGACUAUUUAGGUCAAACGCAAAGAUCAGGUUAACCCAAUAGUAGGUACAGACCGGCUGCCAAAGAGCUUGAAAAGUCCAUAGGCUAUCGUUUUCCAUUAGGCACUAGUGCACAGUUAUUUCCUCUCUUAUAAAUAAUUAGUUGGGUGGAAUCUCCUCUCGGAAUAGCAUGUUACAUUUCAGUGUGCAAGAGGAUUGGGGUUCCAGAUUUAGUUUGAUGUGUGAAAGUGCAUAGAUUUGAUCCAGAAAGUGCACACUUUGUCUGUAUGAGGUAAUCUGGUGGUUGAAGAACAUGGUUUUAAAAAGUGUACUGAUGGAGUGCAGAAAUCAGGUAUAUUCUCCUAAAUCAGCUCAUCUUCUAAGACGCUUAUACUCAGGGUACCUCUUGGGUUAUGGUUCAUUCAUUGCAGGGUUUGCACACUUAAUGAGAUCUAAUGCAGGGUCUGACUUGUAAGGCUGUGGACUGCAAUAUCUCCAGAGUCUUUUAAGGACACAUUGGUCUAAAGUACAUUCACGACAUGGCUUCUUAAUUAAUUCACAAUGAGAGGUUUCAGUUGGCUCACAGCAAUGAAUAAAACAUGGGAACGCAAACCCUUAGCUAAUGACCUUAAACAAGUAAAAGAGAUUUUUUUUUAAAUGGUUGAUUGGUUGAUUUUUUUUAAUAAUAAAAGUGUUUACACAUUGCAUGGAUAGGCUAUAUAUGGAUGUGAUGCUCAGUGAAAAAUAAUUUGCAGGGACUUAUGAACGAAUGAGAAAAUGUUUCAAAUUAAUGGGCCCUGCAGCUAAAAAUAUACGUCCUGUGAAUGUCCUUGAUGUCUUAAUUCUUAAAGAUCUCCUAAGGACUGCUUUCAAUUUUGGAAUCCAUAGGGAUGUUUGUCUAUUGAAACAGAUGAAAAGGAGCUGUGAUAGUGCUGUUGAAAACAGAUACAUGCAUUUUGUCACCUGAACUCUUAAUUUAUUUUUGUGGCAGGGGAGUUUAAUAUGACAAUGUGCCAGUAGGUGUUACAACUAAAAUCCUCUUAGAUUUUUUUUUGUUGACUUUUGAGUUUAUUGUAAAGAAAGUUAGGAAGUUAGAUUUUACAAUACAACAUUUGUGUAUGUUUACAAGACAAAUUGUAUUUGGACAUCUUCUGUUUUGUAUAUUCAGUCCAUGGUUAUAGGCCUAGUGAAAUACACCAGUUACUCGGCUUGGUGCACCUAUCUAUCUUGAGACAAGUAUAAGGCAUGCAUUAAAAUAAAGCUUUUACUAGGAAAACUCACCUAAUUUAACUGUGUAUAGUUAUGUAAUAUUCCACUUUAAACACCAUAUCCUGCUACAACCCUGUACAAUUUUAGAAUUUAUUUUGCCUCUCACUGUUGUUUGAACUUCCUGUGUGUUCAGUUAAGCACCUAUUCUGACUUCCGAGAGAGCCCUGUCUAGCCAUCGACGGAAGUCACACUUACAAAUGUAUAACACAUUAGUAUGCAUAUUAGUGAGCAUCAAAGUCUAUCAUAGUAGACACAUAUUCAUACCUCUUUG
Messenger RNA from Paramisgurnus dabryanus, 2993 nucleotides. RefSeq names its product D(1) dopamine receptor. The record is from RefSeq and is a predicted model, not a curated record. Gene Ontology annotation, cellular component: plasma membrane. Lineage: Eukaryota; Metazoa; Chordata; Actinopteri; Cypriniformes; Cobitidae. Gene Ontology annotation, molecular function: G protein-coupled receptor activity; dopamine neurotransmitter receptor activity, coupled via Gs. Gene Ontology annotation, biological process: positive regulation of MAPK cascade; adenylate cyclase-activating adrenergic receptor signaling pathway; G protein-coupled dopamine receptor signaling pathway.